This is a messenger RNA of Fulvia fulva, 282 nucleotides long. RefSeq lists its product as uncharacterized. The record is from RefSeq and is a predicted model, not a curated record. Lineage: Eukaryota; Fungi; Ascomycota; Dothideomycetes; Mycosphaerellales; Mycosphaerellaceae. The coding region runs from base 1 to 282 and encodes 93 amino acids. The transcript is spliced from 4 exons.
AUGGCUUUACUUAUCUUGACAUCCGACUGCCGGCCCGGUAUAGCGUCUUCCAGACUCUUGACGCGGACGGAGCCAUAUCGGAAGCAAUUGGACUGGAGCGAUUCUUUCGUGAGGACCCCGGUAUUACCAGCAGACUACAACAUCAUGCAAUUCCUCACCAUUCUAGCCUCCCUCCUCCUCGCGGCGACCGUGUCCGCUCAGGAGUGUGUCACUCAAGCGACAUGUAACGACGGCAAGAUCCUUUGCGACGAUGGAAAACCGCGAAGAUGUGCUUUCGUAUAG